Molecule: messenger RNA, 983 nt
Organism: Rhizophagus irregularis DAOM 181602=DAOM 197198
Lineage: Eukaryota; Fungi; Glomeromycota; Glomeromycetes; Glomerales; Glomeraceae
Biological process (GO): protein retention in ER lumen; retrograde vesicle-mediated transport, Golgi to endoplasmic reticulum
Cellular component (GO): Golgi membrane
Source: RefSeq, a predicted model, not a curated record
ACGGAUAAAUUGAUAUAAAACGACUUUGAUUUACUAUAUUGAAAAAAAUAAGACUUCAAUGAUGUCAACGUCAAGCUCUCUUGAUUCAGCAGAAUCAAAUGGAUCUAAUGUUUGGGCUUAUAAAGCAGCUUUUGAUAAACGGUAUCAAAAAUUUUUAGAUGAAGUAACUCCAUAUUAUGCGUAUAGAUGGAUUGGCACUGUUGUCAUAUUGGGAUUAUUCAUGCUACGCAUUUUCAUAUUACAAGGUUUUUACAUAGUAACUUAUGCGUUGGGGAUUUAUCUUCUUAAUCUUUUCCUCGCUUUUCUACAACCUAAAUUUGAUCCGUCAUUAGAAAUGGAUAUUACAGAAAACGAGGGAGAAGAGGGACCCUCACUACCCACUCAGGCUGACGAAGAAUUUAAGCCUUUUAUUCGAAGAUUACCCGAAUUCAAAUUUUGGUAUUCCUCAACGAAAGCUAUUGUUAUAUCUUUAUUUUGCACCUUUUUCCCAUUCUUUGACAUACCAGUUUUUUGGCCGAUUCUUCUUAUAUAUUUCUGUAUUCUUUUUGCUAUUACAAUGAAACGACAGAUAAAGCAUAUGAGGAAAUACAAUUAUGUUCCAUUUGAUAUUGGUAAAAAGGCAUAUAAUGGUAAAAAAUAACCAAAAAUGAGUGUUAUAAUUCAAUGAAUCAAAUAAAACUUUGAUUCAUGUAUUAAUACACCAUUUAUUUUAUUUUAUAUAUCACAAUAAUAGAGUAUACAUUAUAAUCAAUAUUCAAAACUAACUUUAUUUUUUUUUUUUUUUUUUAAAAAAAAUUGGGGUAACUUUUAAAAGAACAAAAUAAUGAAUCAUCUAACAAUGUGAAUGUUAGUUUGGGUGAGAUAUAAAACCUUUAUGUUCUUUUUUAUUUUCAUAUAUUUGUAUACUUUAUAUUUCGUACUGUUGUGUAUCAAAUUAAUUUUCCCGAAUUGUUAAAAUAUUAGUAUAAUAUAGAAAUUAUAGG